Molecule: messenger RNA, 1302 nt
Organism: Zerene cesonia (dogface butterfly)
Lineage: Eukaryota; Metazoa; Arthropoda; Insecta; Lepidoptera; Pieridae
Product: serine protease gd-like
Exons: 7
Coding region: 1-1302 (433 amino acids)
Biological process (GO): proteolysis
Molecular function (GO): serine-type endopeptidase activity
Source: RefSeq, a predicted model, not a curated record
AUGGAAGUGUUUUUGGUAAUGUCAAUGUUUAUUUUAACUGUGAAUUCUGUGGCGAUUCGUGGACCUGAAUACACUAGAUAUGACCCGUGCAGUUUAGGCUUAAUAUACUUUGAAAAAUCAACCAAUACUUCGUGGCAAGGCGUUAUAAAUUUUAGCCUAUAUCCUAGUAUAAGUAAUGCUGCAAUCGAAAUCAGUUUUGAUAAACCUAUGACUAUUUAUGGGGCAUCCCACAACACUAUAAUUACGGCAACGAACGAUUGGAAGAAAUUUGUACUGAAACCGAGUGGCGAAUUACCGUCGAGAUAUGUAUUUCAUCUUGCAGAAAACAAUAAUGGAAAUAAUGUGCCUAUUGUCACACAAGUUAAACUCAACGAUUUAGUACUGUGUAAUGCUACGGUGAAGGAAGAUCAGACAAUACAAUCACUGAACGUAACCAAGUCAGAUGAUACUGUCCAGCGGCAAGUAUGCGGCAGACGUGCGCUUCAGAAUGCCGAACUGAAUUCUGUGAGGACAGACGUUAAGGCCGGGGACUGGCCCUGGCAUGUCGCUAUACUAAUUAUUGGUCCCUAUGAAAUGAAACAAGCGAUGUAUCAAUGCGGAGGCAACAUUAUUUCUAGAACUGCAGUUUUGACAGCUGGGCAUUGUAUAUUUUUAAAUAGGGUUCGAAUACCAGUAUCGCGAUUUGUAGUUGUAGCUGGAAUAGACAACUUGCUUGAUGCAUUUCAAGUUGGUCGACAAACAUUGCGUGCUGUAGAUAUUAUAAUCCAUCCAGCAUUUCAUUUGGAUCUGGCAACUGCUGAUUUAGCUGUCAUUCGUGUAAAUCAGUUUACAUAUACGGAAUAUGUUCAACCAAUAUGUAUAUGGGGUCCAUCAUAUAACAAGGAAACUCUCUACGGAGAAACCGCACUGAUAGCUGGCUUUGGAACGACGGAAGAAAAUAAGCUGUCGAACAAAUUGAGGUCAACAUACACUGUAGUGCAGAAUGAUACCACUUGCAUUGCAUAUUCACCUCAGUUGUACAUGAGUUUGUUGAACGAAUUCACUUUUUGCGCAGGUCUAAAUCCCGACUCAGGUACGAGUCCUCUUCAAGGUGACAGUGGAGGCGGAUUGGUAGUAGCCGUAAUGCAACCAGAUCACAAAGUUAGUUGGUUCCUACGUGGAGUGCUCUCAAAAUGCGGGGUACCAAAUGGAAAAACUUCGUGUGAUCCUACCUUCUAUGUAGUAUAUACAGACGUUGCACCACACUAUGGCUGGAUCUACCACAACAGCGGACUGAGCUAUUUGAGCAAUAUAGUCGAUUAA